AUGGUUGGUUUCACUAAAGACGAGGAUAUGACGCCUCACCAAAAAAUCAUAGCAGGUUGUAUAUCAGGCAUUGUAACUCGAUUUCUCACCCAACCAUUGGAUGUGUUAAAAAUCCGAACUCAGCUGGAAAGACGUAAACGCAGGCAGAGAACGUUGAUAGAAACCAGCCGAAAGAUAUUCUUCGAGGAAGGCAUGACAGCGUUCUGGCAUGGGCAUUAUCUUGGCCAAGUUCACUCAAUAUUGUCAACAAGCAGCCAGUUUUACGUGUACGAAUUAACAACAAGAUAUGCUUUUCAAUCGUCAUCGGUCGAACCGGAAUACAAAAACAUACUGCAAUUCCUAUGCGGUAUCUGUGCUGGUACCUGCAGCGCCACGCUGGUGACCCCACUGGAGGUAAUAAGAGUUCGUCAGAUGAUUGUUCAACAACAGUAUAAAGGGCUGUUUAAUGGAGCGAAGGCUGUAUAUAGAUCCGGUGGGUUGUUUGCCUUUUAUGAGGGCUGGACUGCUGGGGUAUUAAUGCUUGGCCCUCAAGUAGGUAUUACAUUUUCUGUAUUUGGAUUCGUGCAGCCAAUAAUACUGGAGUAUUUAGACUCUUAUAGAACUAAAGAAGAGAUAAAGGCGCCGACAAGACCAGAACACCUCCUUUUAGCUACCAGCAUUGCAGGACUGGUUGCCGGUUUCAUUUCAAAGGUCGCUAUGUACCCAUUCGACUUAGCAAAGAGAAGACUACAAAUAUCUAGUCAUAAAGCUGAAGACAAAUUUUUCACUCCGUCGACCUCAAGAAAUCUAGUUAAAUGUACUACUUUAAUCCAAUGUAUUGUUGAUACAGUGAAGAUAGAGGGAUACUUUGGCCUUUAUAGAGGUUUACAAGUUACGAUAUAUAAAGCACUAUCAACUAAUAUUCUCACUUUCUCAACGUAUGAACUUUCGUGUCAUUUGUUAAGAGAAUUAUGGAAAAGAUAG
Pieris macdunnoughi is the source of this 963-nucleotide messenger RNA. Lineage: Eukaryota; Metazoa; Arthropoda; Insecta; Lepidoptera; Pieridae. The record is from the annotation of a GenBank genome assembly.